Molecule: messenger RNA, 2847 nt
Organism: Eurytemora carolleeae
Lineage: Eukaryota; Metazoa; Arthropoda; Copepoda; Calanoida; Temoridae
Gene: cutlet
Product: chromosome transmission fidelity protein 18 homolog
Exons: 11
Coding region: 13-2703 (896 amino acids)
Molecular function (GO): ATP binding; ATP hydrolysis activity
Source: RefSeq, a predicted model, not a curated record
AUUAGUAUAAUUAUGAUGAUUCCAGAGAAUAUGGACGAAGAAGGAUUAGAGUACCCAGAGGAUGAUCUUGAUCAGAUGCUUGAUGAUGAACUGGAGAUAAUGCGGGACCUGGAGAAGGAUCAGAACAAGGAAAACGAACCUGCUCGGAGAUCCUUGGAGUUCGGAAACCCAGGAGGAGGAGGAGAUUCAUUCUCCAGGAUCAAACCAUCGGAAUCUAAUGUUGGAAUAGGGAAACGUGCCAGGAGUAGCAGCCCGGAGUUUGAUGGAUUUGAAAGUUUUGAAAACUCUAUUUCAUCUCCAAAUCCAUACUUGGGAACUAAACGUGCCAAGGACACAAAUUCCAAAGAGUCGACUCCAACCAAUAAAAGAUUAAAAACCUGUGAUGUUUUAUCUCAGUUCUCCCAGUCGCAGACUCCUUGUAGCUAUAAAGUUCCAAUACUCGGAGAGAGGAAAGUGUACAGAAGAAUACCGGAUACUGAUUAUCUAGCAAUCACACACUCAUCCGGGGAGCGCUAUUAUGUCAGGAUGAUAAGUGAAGAACCUAGCCUGGAGAAGAAUCUGGGAACAAGUCUCCAACCUGUCGGACUCUGUGGAGUUCCCUUCCAUGAGCUACAGGAGCAGGCGGGGAAGGAGUUGAAGAGUAAUCUACCCCCAGAGGAGGAUGCUACAGUAGACUCCGGGAUAGAGUCAGGAGACGAGGAGAUACAAACUCAGCUCUGGGUAGAGAAGUUUAAACCAAGAUCUUAUCUGGACUUGCUGAGUGAUGAUGGAACGAAUAGAAUUCUUCUGCUUUGGCUCAAACUCUGGGAUAAACUUGUCUUUAAUAGAGAGAAAGCAAAGAAGGAACCUAAGAAGGUUGACGAGACUUUUCAGUUCAAAUCCUUCCUCCCCGAGGUAUUAGAGGAGUUGGAUGAGGCAGGCCGACCUAAACAGAAGGUGGCAUUACUUCAUGGUCCUCCAGGUCUGGGUAAAACUACCCUAGCUCAUAUUGUUGCUCUGCAUGCCGGAUACAAGGUGGUUGAAAUGAACGCCUCCGACGAUAGAUCUAUCGACGCAUUUAAGAAGAACCUUGAAUCAUCAACACAAAUGCGAAGCGUUCUGUCCCAGGAUCAGCGACCGAAUUGUUUGAUAAUUGACGAAAUUGACGGAGCUCCACCAGCGACAAUCAACUACUUAGUUUCAGUUCUCACAGGACAACAGAAAGGGAAGAAGAAGAAUAAGGAUAUGUUGGUUCUACGACCCAUUAUUUGUAUCUGCAACGAUCUUUAUACUCCGGCUCUGAGACCUCUCAAGCAACUAGGUUUAGUUAUACCAUUCCCUCCCACAUCAUCCAACAGGUUAGCUGGACGAUUGCGUGAGAUUGCUCGGAAGGAGACGAUGAAAACUGAUUUAACUGCUCUUCUAGCACUGUGUAAGAAGACGGAUAAUGAUAUUCGCUCAUGUCUCUCCACUCUUCAGUUCUUUAAGAGACGUGGAAAGGUUCUGAGCUCCGCUGAUAUUGCCGGUGUUGCCGUUGGAGUAAAGGACUCACAGAAGAGUUUGUUUAGUGUUUGGGACGAAAUAUUUACAAUUCCAAGUUCAAACGAUACGUCGUACAAAAGGAAGGAUAAUAAGAAUCCCUCUAAUACACCGGCCAAUAGGUAUACGAGCGUGUUUUCUGCGAUUGCCAGCUGUGGAGAGUCGGAGCGAAUUAUCUCAGGUGUUUUUGAGAACUACCUGAACGUCAAGUUCAAAGACUCGGAGCUGAACAACGUAGUGGAAGGUGGAGAAUGGUUUACUCACUUUGAUAUCCUCCAUCAGGAGAUGAUGCACUCACAGAACUAUUCUAUCAUGGGACAUCUACACUUCCCUAUACUAGCCGCACACUUCCUCUUCUCAUCAAUAAGUAAAACCAAACUCUCUUUCCCAACACAGAAUACAGAGUUUAGAAACCGACUCACUCAGAGCAAUAAUGUUCUAGAGAGUGUGAAGGGUGAGAUGUCUCCUAAGACCCGAGUUUACUGUUCCCGGAGUACAUUGGUCCAAGAUCUUCUCCCAACCCUGCUCUCCGUAAUCCAACCUGUAUUCCGUCCCGUCAACACUCAGUUGUAUUCAAGCAAGGAGAAGGCGGAGCUAGCCAACCUUGUCAGUAUACAUAUAGCAUACAACAUCACUUACCAACAACAAAGGAAUAUGGAAGGACAGUAUGAAUACAAGAUGGACCCUGACGUAGAAAGUGUGGCAACCUUUCCAGAUGUUAAGCGUGUAGUUAAUCUAACAUAUGGAUCCAAGCAGUUGAUUGCUCACGAGAUAGAACUUGAGAAGAUGAGAAGAGUGGAUGUAGUGAAUGCUAGAAUAGCUGCUGAGAAUAAAACUAACGCAAAACUAAACGCAAAGAGUGCCCAGUCCUCAACCCCAACCCGGAGCAAACAUCCGUCUGGUAAACCUGGUGAGAGAGGAAGACGAGGUUCAGGAACCCCUGGAUCUACUCCGGUUGGAAGUAAGACGACAACGAGUCAUCUCGCUAAACUAACUCCUAAGCAGAUUAACAUCAAAGAGAGGAAGGCUACAGACUUUUUCGGUCGAGUUAUUGAGAUCUCCGAGACCCAGAAGAAGAAGGAAAGUAUAUCUGACGAGAUUGUGAAAACAGAUGUAUGGUUCAGGUUCAAGGAAGGGUUCAGCAAUGCUGUACGGAGAAAUGUCAAGUUGAAGGAUUUACUCUAGGCGGGAGAAAUGUGAAGGAGUAUCUAUUCUUGGCUCGUGAGAUCACUGUGAAUUGUUUAUCUUAAUAUCAACUCAUUUAUAUUUUUAUAUUGAUACUGCAUAUGUAUGAAAUGAAUGAAAAAUAAGAUUGUAAUUGUGCAGGAA